AUGGCGGAAAGCCAAAGUUCAAGAGCGAUUGACGAUGAGCUUUUCGAUGCUGUUGUGGAAAAUAACGUAGUAAAGGCCUCCGAAGCGAUAGCGAAGAGCGCUGACGUCAAUGUUAUAACAAGAAAUGAAUUUGGGGGAUGGUAUGGUACUGGAUUGCAUGGUUUUCCAUCUGCUCUUCAAGUAGCGUGUGGUGUGGGAUCAAUCCAGCUGUUUGAUUUACUUAUAAGAAAAGAAGCCAAUGUGAAGUAUCAAGAGGAGAGGUAUGGAUAUACAGCUCUACACUAUGCAAGUGAUGGUGGUCAUGUGUCUAUUAUGAAGAGAUUAAUAUCUUGUGGUUGCAACAAACAAGUAAAAGCCAAGAUUGGAUGUACAGCUUUACACGUUGCUGGUAAUGUUGAUGUUGUUGAUUAUCUGUUGAUCAUUGGCCUCAACAUUGAAGAUCGUGAUAAGGAUGGCUACACACCAUUUCUCUGUGCAUGUCGUUAUGGUCGUUUACCUGUAGUACAACGUCUCAUUGAAUCAAAUGUCUGCUCGUUGAAGGACGUGUCGCUUGAUGCUGUAAAUUGUGAGACCCGCAUGAAACCGAAGAAAGCUGUUGUGAAUGCUGGCCAAUACAUUAACUUAUCUCUGCGGCACAGCUGA
Molecule: messenger RNA, 642 nt
Organism: Corticium candelabrum
Lineage: Eukaryota; Metazoa; Porifera; Homoscleromorpha; Homosclerophorida; Plakinidae
Product: ankyrin repeat domain-containing protein 2-like
Exons: 6
Coding region: 1-642 (213 amino acids)
Molecular function (GO): protein binding
Source: RefSeq, a predicted model, not a curated record